Messenger RNA from Anopheles nili, 3711 nucleotides. RefSeq names its product ubiquitin conjugation factor E4 B (gene Ube4B). Lineage: Eukaryota; Metazoa; Arthropoda; Insecta; Diptera; Culicidae. The record is from RefSeq and is a predicted model, not a curated record. The transcript is spliced from 6 exons. Gene Ontology annotation, cellular component: ubiquitin ligase complex; nucleus; cytoplasm. Bases 1 to 3561 code for a protein of 1186 amino acids. Gene Ontology annotation, molecular function: ubiquitin-ubiquitin ligase activity. Gene Ontology annotation, biological process: protein polyubiquitination.
AUGGAGCUUACAGCAGAGGAGCUACGAAAUCGGAGGCUCCGAAAAUUGGAAGAAAUUAAUAACGAGAAUUUGUCCCGGAGUGGCUCCUCAUCCAGAAAAGAUAACAAUGCUAUCGAAGAUGUUCAACAGUUGGCAGCGUUUGAUGAUAUAGCAUGUAACAAAGCAAGUAAAACCUCUGCGAUCGUCGACCAAACCUCAUUGACGAUAAGUUCAGAUGUUUCUAAGCAACCGCCACCCCACACGUCAUCGUCUACGACUUCUACAGUGCGAAAGAAAUCGAUACCACCAGCCACCGCUACUUCAUGGGCGUACAAAAAACGUUCCUCAUCGGAACAAGUGAAGGAAGCAUCAACAGAUUCCUGUCUUUCGGCAGCUACAGAGGGCACCACCUUGGGACCUAAAGUGCCAUGCAAGCUUCAGGACACGCGCGCUGCCGCCCAUGAGGAGUUGCUUCAAAUAAUGCUGAGAAUAAUGAAAAUUAAUUGCAAGGCACAAUAUUCGAAUUUGCGUUUUACAAUUGAGGCCAGCAUCUUGGAAAAUGCGCUUGUGAUGCUCGAGCGGCAGAAUUGGGCCGAAUUUUGUGCCGAAUUGAUCACAGAAGUGAUGAAAGGAAUUUAUUAUGGUAAAUUUGUCGAAUCACAUGGUGGCAAACAUGCUACCGAUUGGAGUGCGCUAAAGCUGGCAGAUAACAAUGACGACGACGGGGAGAUGGUGCGACUGGUUGCAGGAAGCGAACGUGCCACUGCAACGACGGCAACGACACCGAUGGACACUACCGAUGACAUAAUAAUGGACAUGCAGCAACAGCAGUCUGCAUUUUGUUGUUCUUCGAAACCGUUGAUGAUGGCAUUCGCCAACAGUCGUGUUGCGGCAUUAGAGUAUCUCAAUGGAUGUUACUUGCGAUCGAACGAAGAGCUAUACAGUUACACAAAGAUUAAAAAGAGCAAAAAACUGUAUCUCGCCGAAAUGUUACCCGGUGUGAUUGCCGUUAUUCGUCAGCAAAUGCUUAAGUACGCAAUACUUGUAUUAAAAAAUACUUUUCAAAGUUUCUCUCAACAGCAGCGGAGCAGCCCCGACGGCGCUGGAGCUCUGGAAAAGUCUCCUCUGCUAACGUUAAUGUAUGAAAAUAAGGUAUCAUCUGAUUUCAUGUCCAACUUAAUGACAGAGAGUCAUUCCUCGGGAGACUUUCAGGGUAUCUUCAAUGCCGUGCUGGAUGAUUUGUUUAUCGACAUGCAAAACGCUGUUUGCAAUGAAAACAUUGUGGCAGAUCCGUUGAACAGACUCAAGGAACUGCUUGAAAUGCGCGUGGACAACGCUCAACCGAUUUGUCAGCUGAUCGUGCAGCAUAAUAUUUUUCUCACAGCUUUCACACCGGACAAGUACUAUGCUCGUGAAAUCUCAAAGGUGUCGUUCCUAGCACCAUUCUUAUCGUUGUCGGUGUUGAUGGACGAAAAUCCCAAGUUCGCUCACCAUCACUUUGCCGAAAACUCGUGUGAUCGGACACUUGCAAAUUCGUUCCAAUCGAUUCUUAGUAACACGCGGAAGGUGUUACAUUCGAUUUUCCUCGUGCUGUUGUCAAACCAGCACAGCAGAUUCGAGAUGUUAAAUUAUAUGGCAGCCAUUCUUAAGUCAAACGCAAAACGAAUACAAUAUAAUGCAGAUGAUCGCUUCCUAGCCAAGGAUGGGUUUAUGCUAAAUUUUAUGUCCGUUUUACAACUGCUUGCGGUAAAGAUUAAUCUAACGCGUAUCGAUCCGCUUUACCCUCACUAUCCCGAGAGCUUAGUGCAGAUUGAAGACGAAACGAAACUAAAAUUUUCUUCCCAAGAGUACACCGAUUGGCUCAGCGCGUCCGACGUAAGGAACGUGAAAUGGGAUUGGGAACAGCACAAGUUUGUGACGCACUGUUGGUUUCUGACUUUGCAUGCCCAUCACCUUGGCAUCAUCCCGGCAAUUCAGCGUUAUAACAAACUGUUGCGAGCUACCAAGGAGCUGCAGCGCAUGGUAGACGAGUUGAAUGCCACCAAGGCGCAAUGGGAAAAUACACCGUUGGCUCGCCGAAACAAGCAAGUACGUGACAGGUGCGUUAGCCAGAUGAAUAAACUAGCGAAGGCAAAACUCAGCUGCGAUAUUGCCAUCAUCGACCCGAAUGUACUGACCGCGUGCAUGCAAUUCUAUUCGACUGUUUGCGAGUACGUGCUGUACCAAGUCGAAAAUCGUCCCAUCGUUGGACCGUUCAUCAAUAAGCAUCACCCGUCCACGCUGGUGGCAAGCAACAACUUUUCCGCCCUGCCGGAAUGGUACAUCGAGGAUAUUGCUGAUUUUAUUCUUUUCUGCAUGCAGCAUAGCAUCAGCGUAAUUGAUUACGUAGAUAAUUCGAUAAUUACUUGGAUUUUGACGCUGGUUUGCGCGCCUCAGCUAAUCAAAAAUCCCUACAUCACUGCCAAACUGAUAGAGGUCUUGUUCGUAACGUCACCAUCCAUUCAGACCACCUCCCAAAGGCUAUAUUUACAGAUAAUCAAUCACGAACUUGCGCAGACAGCAUUAGUAAGUGCACUUAUGAAGUUUUAUACCGAUAUCGAAACGACGGGACAAAGUACUGAAUUUUAUGAUAAAUUUACUAUAAGAUAUCAUAUUAGUCAUUUAUUUAAAGGGCUUUGGGAGAGCCCAUUGCAUCGUCAGGCAUUUGUGCAAGAAUCGAAAAGUGGUAAACAGUUUGUAAAGUUCGUCAACUUUUUUCUCAACGAUACAACGUACUUGCUUGACGAAUGCUUGGAAUAUCUAAAGCGUAUCCACGAAACGCAAGUUCUCAUGAUGGAUGAUUCCGGCUGGAAUGCGCAGACGCAGGAGGCGCAGCAAAGUCGCCAACGACAGCUGGUGCAGGACGAACGCCAGUGCCGAUCGUAUCUCACGCUGGCUCGGGAAACCGUAGACAUGUUCCAUUACAUGACGAUCGACAUCAAGGAACCGUUUUUACGUCCCGAGCUCAUCGACCGGUUGAGCUCUAUGUUGAACUACAAUCUGCAUCAGUUGUGCGGUCCGAAAUGUAACGAUUUGCGUGUUCGCCAUCCGCACAAAUAUGGCUGGGAACCGCGGCGGCUUUUGGGUCAGCUGGUUGAUAUUUACCUUCAUCUAAGCUGUGACGAAUUUGCCGCCGCACUUGCGGCCGAUGAACGUUCAUUUGAAAAGGUGUUCUUUGAUGAAGCUGCCAAUCGAGUGGAACGAAUUGGAAUUCGUUCGCGCCAGGACGUGGACGAGUUUCGAAAGCUUACUCAAAAGGCUGCCGAAAUUUACGUAAAAAAUCAAGAAAAUGCCGACGAAUUCGCAGAUGCACCGGAUGAUUUCAAGGAUCCGCUAAUGGACACUCUUAUGACCGAUCCGGUUGUGUUACCUUCUGGCACUAUCAUGGAUCGUGCCAUUAUUACGCGCCACCUCUUAAAUAGCAGUACUGAUCCCUUCAAUCGGCAGCCUCUCACGGAGGAUGAAUUGCAACCAGCAAUGGAACUUAAGGAACGCAUCCAACAGUGGAUCAAAGAUUACCGGGCGCAGAAAAAAUCUAGCUAAAAUCGAUUUUGCGUGCGCAUCGGCAACAUGCACGAUCAUAAUAAAAUCAUAAACUAUCCUUUUCUUCUUAAAUUAUCUUUUUCCAUAAGAUGAUAAUAAUCCUUAUGCAACGCGGCAACUAAUUGUAAAAUGGAAUCAGCGAAAUGUGUA